Messenger RNA from Sordaria macrospora k-hell, 2550 nucleotides. The record is from RefSeq and is a predicted model, not a curated record. NCBI's taxonomy places the organism in Eukaryota, Fungi, Ascomycota, Sordariomycetes, Sordariales, Sordariaceae.
AUGAUGUCGGCCGGUCCAGCUCACCACCAACUGCCCAUGACCCAGGCGCAAAUUCAACAAGAAUCACACCGUCGCGAGGCCGUCAACCAUCUGGCUAAGCUUCGGAGCCGCAAACCUACCGACAAGACCCUGCCCGAUGGCAUCGAGGAGAUUUUGGUCGGCGAGAGCGACGUCGCUGUUGCCUACAAGAAGCUACGCGAUUUCGAGAGACGGCUGGAUGCUACCAUGAGUCGCAAGAGGUUGGAUAUUAUGGACUCGGUUAGCAGGAAUGCAAAGCGCUACAAGACACUCCGCGUUUGGAUCAGCAACACCGUCGAAGACCAGUACUGGCAAAACAACAACUUCAACGUCGAUAGCUUCGACUUCCCCUCCAACCUCGAAUCCACAUACCGCGUCAAGAUCGAAGGCCGACUACUCGACGACGAAGACGAGACCACAAAGGAUGGCGAGGAGGCGGAUGGGGACAAGAUGGACACAAGCGAAGACAACACCAACAAGGCAGCAGCAACAAAGUCCGGAGCGAAACCCGUCCCCGCUAAGCCCGGCCAGCGCUACCGCUUCUCGCACUUCUUCAAAGCCCUCACAGUCGACUUCGACCAGCCCACCGCCUCGGGCCGUCUCCCCGUCGACACCACCGCGGUAGAAUGGAAGAAGCCCGAGCGCACCCCGGCCGGGUCUAACCUGCCCGCCUCGGCCGACUUCGACGAGCUUACCUUCAAGCGCCACGGGGACGAGAAUGUUAACAUCACCAUCAACCUCUACCGCCACGAAGACCCGGAGCGCUACGAGAUCUCGCCCGAGCUGUCCGACGUGAUUGACAUGAGCGAAGCCACCCGCCAGGAAGCCGUUGCCGGUCUGUUCGAGUACAUCAGGCUGAUGAAGCUGCAAGAGGACGACGAGAAACGCAAUUUCCGCUGUGACGAGCUGCUGCAGAAGUUGAUUGGACGGGAGAGUGGACAUAUCCCCCAGCUGAACGACUACGUCACUCCCCAUCUGAAACCGUUGCCGCCCAUCAAGCUGCCUUACACGAUCCGCAUGGACCAGGAAUUCCAUUCUGCGCCUGACGCCCCAAAGCCAACAGUCUACGACAUCCAUGUCUUGGUUGACGACCCCUUGCGCUCGAAGCACUUGGUGCCCUUCAUUCAUAACCCCGCUUACGUCCAAACUCUCCGUGAGAUUCACCAGCUGGAUGAGUCCCUGGCUGUCUUGAUCCAAGCCGUCGGCGACUCCAAGGCCAAACAUAACUUUUUGACGUCCUUGGGUACCGACCCGGUUAAUUUUGUCAAGAAAUGGCUGUCCAGCCAGAAGCGUGAUUUGGAGGUGAUCAUGGGUGAGGCCACAAGGGCAGGAGCCGCGGCUGAAGACCCUUUGCGGAAGCAGGAUGAUUUGCAACAGCAGCAGCAGCAGCAGGAGGAGGAGGAUGUGGGGAACAGUAGUAGGGCUAGGAAUACGGAUAGGAAUGGGAAUACGACGGAGAGCAAUAGGGAUCGAAAGGGUAAGGGGGUUGAUAGGGGAGACAUGGGAGACAGAGACAUGACUAGGGAUACGGAAAGCAAUAAGGAUAGAAAGGGUAAGGGGGUUGAUAGGGGAGAUAUGGGAGACAACAUGAAUAGGGAUACUACUCAUCCUCCGGGAUUUGCUCAACCUCAGCCUCCCACUAUGCCCCCCCGUCAGUCACAGUCAGAAGACGAGCGUGAUGAUUUUUUAAAGCUGAGGGAUAUUGAGAGAAGAAAGGAGGUGGAAGCAUGCGGGUGGAGGUUAGUUCCGCUUAAACUUCUUAGGAGGAAGCCAGAAGGAAAGGAGGAGGAGGAGGAUGAGAACAUGGAUGAGAACAUGGAUGAGAACAUGGAUGAGAACAUGGAUGAGAACGUGGACGAGAACAUGGAUGAGAACAUGGACGAGAACAUGGAUGAGAACAUGGACGAGAACAUGGAUGAGAAGCAAGAUGAGAACAUGGAUGAGAAGCAAGAUGAGAUCAUGGAUGAGAAGCAAGAUGAGAUCAUGGAUGAGAAGCAAGAUGAGAUCAUGGAUGAGAAGCAGGAUGAGAAUAGGAAUACCGAGGUUGAAAAUGGACUCGGACCAGAAACCACCAUGGAGACACCAAGGGUUACUUGUACACGUACACGUGCUGGUUCUAUUAGUAUUAGGGGACCUGCAAGAGUAGGAGGAAGAGUAGGAGGAAAAGGGGGAAGAGGAGGAAAACGGGAGAUUAUUACUUUUAGGUCUGUUCCCAGGACGGUGUUGGAUGCCUUUGCAGGGUCACGGGACGAUGGAGUGGAUGAUAGAGCGGCGGACGACAAAGUGGAUGAUAAAGCGUACGACGGAGGGGACGAGGCAGAUUAUGAGGCGGACGACGGAAUGGACGACAAAGCCGAAGACGGAGCAAACAACGGAGUAGACGAUGGAGCCGAAGACGGAGCGAACGGCGGAGCUAACGGCGGAGCGAACGAGCCAGAGCCAGAGCCAGAGGUACAGGUAGAGGCACCGGCAGAGACUGAUACUCGAGACGGAGACUGGAUCGAAGACUUGAUAAUCAGUGAUGGUGAUUGA